GAAAAUAAUUAUGUCACAAGAAGAACUUUAGAAUGAGAAUAUCAAUAAGAUUAUAACCAUCAUUAAUAAAGCAAUAAAAAGUAUGUUAAUUCUUUCUAUAAAAGAAUGUCCUUUGUAUGAACAAUAGUAAAAUUAUUUACUUGAAUCAAGAAAAAUUGUAUUGUUUAAUGAGGCCCUAAAAGACUAAAUCUCUAAGUGUUAAGAUGAAAUAAGGUUACUUUAAAAGGAAUUAGCUUAACCUUCUAAAAAGUUAAGAAGAAAAGCUAUUGAGAUUUCAAAAAAGUAUAAAUGUUCAAACUGUGAAAAAAACUAUGGUUCAGAAGCAUCACUAAAUUUACAUUGUAAAAUAAAGCAUACUUUUUCAGAAACAGAUUCAAAAACUUAAAUUGAUCACAGUUUUUAAAUUUGA
This is a messenger RNA of Paramecium sonneborni, 409 nucleotides long. NCBI's taxonomy places the organism in Eukaryota, Ciliophora, Oligohymenophorea, Peniculida, Parameciidae. The record is from the annotation of a GenBank genome assembly.